AUGCUCGGAAAUAGAGAAAACGUAAAACCGGAUUACUUGGCAUCCAGUAUUGAUAUGAGUGAUAACGAUAAAGAUCUUGCAGUUUCAAGUCAUAAAAAGCGAAAAAUCUCCGAAAUUGAUCAAAUAUAUUUUGACGAAUUAAGAUCGUUAAGAAAAACUAAAAAAAUUGGUUUAGAAAUCGCACAAGAACGUUUAAAGAUUGAGAAUCAGAAAUUUUUAAACGAAGAUGGAACGGAUGGAGAAAGAAUUUCAAUAUAA
Molecule: messenger RNA, 258 nt
Organism: Dentiscutata erythropus
Lineage: Eukaryota; Fungi; Glomeromycota; Glomeromycetes; Diversisporales; Gigasporaceae
Source: the annotation of a GenBank genome assembly